This is a messenger RNA of Babesia bigemina, 525 nucleotides long. RefSeq lists its product as hypothetical. The transcript is spliced from 8 exons. NCBI's taxonomy places the organism in Eukaryota, Apicomplexa, Aconoidasida, Piroplasmida, Babesiidae. The record is from RefSeq and is a predicted model, not a curated record. The coding region runs from base 1 to 525 and encodes 174 amino acids.
AUGCGCCUAACCGGGAGCGCUGUCUCCAGACGCUCUUCGGCUUGCCCGACGCGUUCGUCCUCGGAGCAGUAUAUUCAGCGAGUUGGUGGGAACGGGCCGGUGGUCGCGUACGUAUGCAAAGGGGUUUGCAAGGCCCUUUGGGCGGCAUGCUCUCCACGUGCGGGUUUGCCGUUCGCGGACCUCUUAGCGGAGGAGGAGUCCAAAACAAUAUGCAAGAAUGUUGCCCUGCCGCAAAGCGCCGUUCAAAUCAGGGAGGCCAGGGACAGCCAGUGCAUCGGCAGACUAAUCACCCUCUCGGAAGCUGACGUUGCCGAGAUCAACUGGCUGCUAGGAGGCAGGGUAAAUUGGCACUUCAUCAAGCUGAAAGGCUACGCUAUCGCAAUCAUCCUCCUAAUCGCCCUGCUUGCGGCGGGCAUGGUGUACACCAAAAGAGGGUACGCCGACCGCAGGCGACGCGCCAUCGAGCGGAAAAUCGCCGAGAAGGAGUCCGAAUCCUUCCUGGAGCUCAACGUCAAUAUGUACUAG